Molecule: messenger RNA, 2770 nt
Organism: Sceloporus undulatus (fence lizard)
Lineage: Eukaryota; Metazoa; Chordata; Lepidosauria; Squamata; Phrynosomatidae
Product: charged multivesicular body protein 3
Exons: 4
Coding region: 207-2228 (673 amino acids)
Biological process (GO): endosome transport via multivesicular body sorting pathway; late endosome to vacuole transport; protein ubiquitination
Cellular component (GO): ESCRT III complex; endoplasmic reticulum; multivesicular body
Molecular function (GO): ubiquitin-protein transferase activity
Source: RefSeq, a predicted model, not a curated record
UCUGAGAAGAAAGGGAUAACAAGAGGCACCCCUAAUAAUCCUAUUGAAGGGUUGGUUAUGAAUGCCCAGCGCCCUUCCUCUCCUCCUCUUCUUCCUCCUCCUCCAUUGGGACCUUUCUUUUCCUCUUGUUUCUCUUUUCAUCCCUAGGAUUGAUUGACUCUCUGCUGCAGAGACACAGACACACAGAGAGAGAGAGAGGAGCCAAGAUGUGGCUGAAGCUCUUUUUCCUGCUGCUGUACUUCUUGGUCCUCUUCAUCCUGGCCAGGUUCUUUGAGGCCGUCGUCUGGUACGAGACCGGCUUCUUCACCACCCAGCUGGUGGACCCCGUGGCCCUGAGCUUCAAGAAGCUGAAGACCAUCUUGGAGUGCCGGGGCCUCGGCUACUCGGGGCUCUUGGAGAAGAAGGAUGUCAGGGAGCUGGUGGAGAAGUCGGGAGACCUCAUGGAGGGUGAACUUUACUCUGCCCUCAAGGAAGAAGAAGCCUCUGAAUCUGUUUCUAGCACAAACUUCAGUGGUGAAAUGCACUUUUAUGAGCUUGUGGAAGAUACAAAGGAUGGCAUCUGGCUAGUACAGGUCAUAGCAAAUGAUAGAAGCCCUUUAAUGGGAAAAGUCCAUUGGGAGAAAAUGGUGAAGAAAGUAUCAAGAUUUGGAAUACGGACAGGCACUUUUAAUUGCUCCAGUGACCCAAGAUACUGCAGGAGAAGAGGUUGGGUAAGAUCCACACUAAUUAUGUCAGUCCCACAAACUAGCACAUCCAAAGGCAAAGUGAUGCUUAAAGAAUAUGGUGGACGAAAAAUUGAGACAGAGCAUAUUUUCAAAUGGAUAACAGCCCAUGCUGCUUCUCGGAUAAAAACAAUCUUCAAAUCAGAGCACCUGAAAGAAGAGUGGAAUAAAAGUUAUCAGUAUAGAGUGAAAAUAUACCUGUUUGCUAAUUUAGACCAACCACCAGCUUUCUUCUCUGCACUAAGUGUAAAAUUUACUGGUAGAGUUGAGUUUAUUUUUGUGAAUGUAGAAAACUGGGACAACAAGAGCCACAUAGCAGAGCUGGGCAUCUAUAAGACCCCAUCCUAUAUACUUAGAACUCCUGAAGGAAUGUACAAGUAUGGGAAUAACACUGGUGAAUUUAUAUCCCUUCGUGCCAUGGACUCCUUCUUGCGUUCCUUACAACCAGAAGUUAAUGAUUUAUUUGUUUUAAGUCUGGUUUUAGUUAACUUGAUGGCUUGGAUGGACCUGUUUAUCACCCAAGGUGCUACUAUAAAGCGCUUUGUUGUUCUUAUAAGCACUUUAGGGACUUACAAUUCCCUCUUAAUUAUUUCUUGGUUACCAGUCUUGGGGUUUUUGCAGCUACCUUAUUUAGACAGCUUCUAUGAAUAUAGUUUAAAACUGUUCCGAUAUUCAAAUACAACAACCCUGGCUUCCUGGGUAAGAGCUGACUGGAUGUUCUACUCUUCACACCCAGCUUUGUUCCUCAGCACAUACCUGGGUCAUGGUUUAUUAAUAGAUUAUUUUGAGAAAAAAAGGCGACACAAUAACAACAGCGAUGAAAUAAAUGCCAAUAACCUUGAAUGGCUAUCAAGCCUUUGGGACUGGUACACUAGCUAUCUGUUCCACCCGAUUACUUCAUUUCAGCAUUUCCCCUUUGAAUCUGAUUGGGAUGAAGACCCAGAUCUUUUUCUUGAGCGCUUAGCUUUCCCUGAUUUGUGGCUUCACCCUCUGAUACCAACUGAUUACAUAAAGAACUUACCCAUAUGGCGGUUUAAUUGCCUUGGUGGGCAUUCUGAAGAGGAAAUGAUGGAACUCUCUCAAAGUGAAAGUGACUCAGACAGCGAAUGCAGAGAUGUCCCAAGUCACACCAGCGAGGUGUCGGAGGAUGAGCAAAGUACCCUUCAGAAUCCCUGUGAGGGAGAACCUUUGUGCAAUGCUGAGGCCUGUUCAUGUGCCAAAGCCAGGUCAUAUGGAUCAUCAAGUACUACAGAGGAUAUGGAGCCUGACUGGUCAGUUUGGCCUGUUGGUAUGCUACAUUGUACAGAAUGUGUUGUGUGUCUCGAGAAUUUCAAAAACGGAUGCCUAUUAAUGGGCUUGCCAUGCGGCCAUGUCUUUCACCAGAAUUGCAUUGUGAUGUGGCUAGUUGGGGGGAGGCAUUGCUGCCCAGUUUGUCGGUGGGCCUCAUAUAAGAAAAAGAAGCCAUACACACAUCAUCAGCUUUUGUCAAACCACAGCCCAUCUUAGCUGUGUGCUAAUAUUGCCCUUUGUAAUCUUCCUGCAUAUUUACUGCUUGCCAUUUAAAUGUUAGUCACAAACAGACCGUGUGGUUUGAAGUUUUAGUUUAAAUGUUAGUGCAGUGGAGUAAAAUAAACAUAAUGCUAAUGUCAAUGACAGAAUCAUUUGGUUGCCUUGUAUGUUGAAAUAAUGAAUACGUAUUGUACAAUUACUGUACAUUCUUCUUUUACAAUGUUUAGGCAGUCAAAAGUUGAAAUUUGGUUUUUUUGGUUUGCCUUUUUUUGCAAGCACAAAAAUCAAACAUUUGUCAGCAAAAGUAUAUUUCAACAAAUGUUUAACAGGAUAGCUUUAGGUGAACAUGGAAAUUUUAACACAGAAUAAUUGUUUUAUUUAAAUGUUUCUUCUUUUAGCUUUGUUCAGCACACCUCUGUUAAAUAAUGUAUGGUCUGUGAGAAUACAUUUAAAAAACAAAUCCAUGAAAAUAAAUUAUUUUAAAAGAAGAUUAGCAGUUUGUCAUAUUAAUCAUUCUAAUAAAAUUAUUUUGUACCAGU